AUGGCAAGGGCUAGGGUGAAACUUGCUAGGAUUCUUAAUGAAAGCAAGAGAAGGGCUACCCUGAAGAAGAGGAGAUUAGCUUUGAUCAAGAGUCUACAAGCCCUAUGUGUGUUGUGUAAAGUGAAAGCGUGUAUGAUCGUUUGUGAUGGUUUAAACGAUCAAAGCACAGACAACGUAAUGGUGUGGCCAUCUAGAAAAGAGGUUAAAACAAUGGUUGCAAAUUUUAAUAGUGUGCCCGAGCAAAAACAAAACAAGAAGAAUGUUACUCAUGAAAAGUUCCUUGAGAAUAUGCUUGUGAAUGAGAAAAGCAAGCUACAAGCAUUAAAGAAGAAAAAUGAUCAAAUGGAGAUUGAAGAAAUCUUGCACAAACUUCAUAGUGCUCCUACUUCCAUCGAUCUACAGAGUGGGAAAUUGAGUCAAGCAUAUUUCUAUAUAGAAGAGUUGAUCAAGAUGAUUGAGGAAAAAGAAAGUUCAUCUUAA
Messenger RNA from Helianthus annuus (common sunflower), 480 nucleotides. Its product is annotated as agamous-like MADS-box protein AGL80. The record is from RefSeq and is a predicted model, not a curated record. Bases 1 to 480 code for a protein of 159 amino acids. The transcript has a single exon. Gene Ontology annotation, molecular function: DNA binding; protein dimerization activity. NCBI's taxonomy places the organism in Eukaryota, Viridiplantae, Streptophyta, Magnoliopsida, Asterales, Asteraceae.